Funneliformis caledonium is the source of this 168-nucleotide messenger RNA. Lineage: Eukaryota; Fungi; Glomeromycota; Glomeromycetes; Glomerales; Glomeraceae. The record is from the annotation of a GenBank genome assembly.
AGCAAGAAAUUCAUGCUUAGGGCAAUUGGAAGUCAGAUCUUAAGAGUCAAUGUAUUAAAGGAACGACCACGUCAACAAUAUUUCGCGAAUAUUGUUGAGCUCGUAAUCAGAAUAGAAAUUUUCUACCCAUUACAACAAAUAUCUUGUCAAAAGCGCAAAAAGAUAUGA